Balaenoptera acutorostrata (minke whale) is the source of this 2538-nucleotide messenger RNA. RefSeq names its product protocadherin beta 7 (gene PCDHB7). NCBI's taxonomy places the organism in Eukaryota, Metazoa, Chordata, Mammalia, Artiodactyla, Balaenopteridae. Gene Ontology annotation, biological process: homophilic cell-cell adhesion. Gene Ontology annotation, molecular function: calcium ion binding. Gene Ontology annotation, cellular component: plasma membrane. The record is from RefSeq and is a predicted model, not a curated record.
CAUGCUGUGCAGCAAAGGCAAGUACUAUUUCUUUGUAUUUCUGCGAGUGUCUUGGGCUGGCGGGGAACCGCUACUGUAUUUUGUGGAAGAGGAAGCUGAAAAAGGCACCUUUCUGGCCAACCUAGUAAAUGACCCGGAGUUGGGGGAACUAUCAGCCCGGGGACCUAGAAUCAUUUCAGACCAGGACACAGGAUUUUUACUACUCGAUCCGCUUACUGGUGAUUUAUUUCUAAAUGAGAAAUUAGACCGACAGGAACUGUGUGGCCCCACAGCCUGUGUGCUGCCUUUCCAGUUGUUACUGGAAAAGCCUCUUCAGAUUUUCCGUGCUGAGUUAUGGGUCAGAGACAUCAACGAUCAUUCUCCAGUAUUUCUAGAUAGAGAGAUUCCCUUGAAAAUAUUAGAAGGUACCACUCCAGGGGCGGCAUUUCUCCUAGAAAGUGCACAGGAUUCAGAUGUUGGAACCAACAACCUGAGAAACUACACCAUCAGCCCCAAUGCCUAUUUCCACAUUAAUGUCCAUGAUAGUGGCGAGGGGAUUAUCUAUCCUGAAUUGGUGCUGGAUAGACUGCUGGAUCAAGAAGAGGUGCCUGAGCUCAGUUUACUCCUCACCGCCUUGGAUGGUGGCUCUCCACCCAGCUCUGGAACUGCCCUGGUAUGCAUCCUGGUUUUGGACAUCAAUGACAAUGCCCAUGAAUUUGUACAGUCUCUCUACAAGGUGCAGGUGCCUGAGGAUAGCCUUGUUGGCUCUCUGGUUGUCACAGUGUCAGCUAGACAUUUAGAUACCGGAAGUAACGGGGAAAUAGUUUAUGCAUUUUUUUAUGCUACUGAAAGAAUUCUCAAAACGUUUCAAAUCAAUCCAACAUCUGGCAAUUUUCAUCUUAAAGCUGAAUUGAACUAUGAGGCAAUGCAAACUUAUAUAUUAACUAUUCAGGCCAAAGAUGGCAGAGGACUUCCUGGAAAAUGUACAACGGUGGUUCAGGUAACAGAUAUAAAUGACAAUCCACCAGAACUACUCAUGUCAUCACUUAAAAAAGAAAACUCACCUGAGACAGUCAUAGCUGUUUUUAGGAUUCGAGACAGAGAUUCAGGGAACAAUGCAAAGAUGGUGUGCUCCAUCCAAGACGAUCUCCCCUUCGUCCUGAAGCCACCUGUAGAGAAUUACUACACUCUGGUAACCGAUAGCUCUCUGGACAGAGAGAAAAGAGCCGAGUACAACAUCACCAUCACCGUCACAGAUAUGGGAACCCCCAGGCUGAAAACCGAGCACAACAUAACCGUGCUGGUGCCCGACGUCAACGACAACGCCCCCGCCUUCACCCAGACCUCCUACACCCUGUCCGUCCGCGAGAACAACAGCCCCGCCCUGCACAUCGGCACCGUCCGCGCCACAGACAGAGACGCGGGCGCCAACGCCCAGGUCACCUACUCGCUGCUGCCGCCCCUCGACCCGCACGUGCCCCUGGCCUCCCUGGUGUCCAUCAACCCGGACAACGGCCACCUGUUCGCCCUGAGGUCCCUGGACUACGAGGCCCUGCGGGCGUUCGAGUUCCGCGUGGGCGCCGCCGACCGCGGCUCGCCCGCGCUCAGCAGCCAGGCGCUGGUGCGCGUGCUCGUGGCGGACGACAACGACAACGCGCCCUUCGUGCUGUACCCGCUGCAGAACGCCUCGGCGCCCUGCACCGAGCUGGUGCCCAGGGCGGCCGAGGCGGGCUACCUGGUGACCAAGGUGGUGGCGGUGGACGGCGACUCGGGCCAGAACGCCUGGCUGUCGUACCAGCUCCUCAAGGCCACGGAGCCCGGGCUGUUCGGCGUGUGGGCGCACAACGGCGAGGUGCGCACGGCCCGGCUGCUGAGCGAGCGCGACGCGGCCAAGCACAGGCUGGUGGUGCUGGUCAAGGACAACGGCGAGCCGCCGCUGUCGGCCAGCGUCACGCUGCACGUGCUGCUGGUGGACGGCUUCUCGCAGCCCUAUCUGCCGGCCCCGGAAGCGGAAGCGGCGGACGCGGCGCCGGCCGCCCCGCUCACCGUCUACCUGGUGGUCGCCUUGGCGUCGGUGUCGACGCUCUUCCUGUUCUCGGUGCUGGUGUUCGUCGCGGUGCGGCUGUGCAGGAGGGGCGGGGCGGCCUCGGUGGAUCGCUGCUUGGUGCCCGAGGGCCACUUUCCGGGCCACCUGGUGGACGUCAGCGGCACGGGGAUGUCCCAGAGCUACCAGCACGAGGUGUGUUUGCGGGGAGGUAUUGGGACCAGCGAGUUCAAGUUCCUGAAGCCGAUUAUCACCAAUCUCGCAUCCCAGAGCAUAGGCGGAAAAGUGGAAGAAUAUCCCUCAUAUCAGAAUGAUUUGGGUUUCUGAUAAAGAAUGAAAAAUAAAUGCCGGUGUUAUAUCUGUGAAUAUAUUCCUAUUAAGAAAUUUAUCUCGAUUUACCUGUAGAGGAGUGCUUUCACAUCAUUGCAAGUAUUCUUAAGGUCAUAGAAUAAAUUUCUUUACACAGAAAAGGAUUCAGCUUCAGCCCCAAGAACACUCCACAAAGCAUGGAUUGU